AUGGAAAAAAAGGGCAAAUUUGACUAUAUUUUGUUGGAAACAAGUGGAUUGGCUGAUCCUGGGCCUAUUGCUUCUAUGUUUUGGCUAGAUGAUGGACUUGGAAGUGAAAUUUACCUGGAUGGCAUUGUCACUUUAGUUGAUGCAAAGUACAUUCGAGAUCAUAUUCAUCAAAACAACAAAGAUGUCAUGAUCAAUGAAGCCUUAAAGCAAAUUGCUAUUGCAGACCGUAUUGUGAUUAACAAGAAGGAUUUGUUGUCUGAACAAGAAUUAGAUAUACUCAAACAAGACUUGUCUUCUGUAAAUGCUGUGGCUGAUAUGAUGGUCACUGAAAGAUCAAGAAUUCCUUUGGACUAUGUAUUGAAUAUCAAUGCGUAUGAUGUCAACAAUGCCGAUGCUCUUGUUCAACAAACAAACAAGAUUGAACAACAUGGACUUCAUCAUGCUCAUGAAAUAAGCCAUGAAAUCCAAACUGUCUGCAUUCAAUUUGAUCAACAACUAGAGACGAUUGAACAUUUAGAACAUUGGAUUCAAGAAUUACUUUGGGAAAAGAAGAUUGCAGGCACAGAUGAUACUGAACCUGCUGUUGUACUUCGACUUAAAGGUAUUCUAUAUCCUCCUCAAGAACAAGGCGCAUCUGAACAAACGCGACUUGUUAUUCAGGGUGUUCAAGACUUAUAUGAUAUUCAACAAGGAUUGGCUGAAAAGGGCACAACAGACACAGGUAGUAAAAUUGUCUUGAUUGGCAAGAAUUUGGAUAAACAAAAGAUUUCUGCUUCUUUUACCAGUGUAUUAAACAUAAAACACACUAUUAUUUAA
Molecule: messenger RNA, 816 nt
Organism: Gilbertella persicaria
Lineage: Eukaryota; Fungi; Mucoromycota; Mucoromycetes; Mucorales; Choanephoraceae
Product: CobW/HypB/UreG, nucleotide-binding domain-containing protein
Exons: 4
Coding region: 1-816 (271 amino acids)
Cellular component (GO): cytoplasm
Source: RefSeq, a predicted model, not a curated record